Messenger RNA from Dichotomopilus funicola, 2064 nucleotides. RefSeq lists its product as uncharacterized. NCBI's taxonomy places the organism in Eukaryota, Fungi, Ascomycota, Sordariomycetes, Sordariales, Chaetomiaceae. The record is from RefSeq and is a predicted model, not a curated record. The coding region runs from base 1 to 2064 and encodes 687 amino acids. Gene Ontology annotation, molecular function: DNA-binding transcription factor activity, RNA polymerase II-specific; zinc ion binding. The transcript has 2 exons. Gene Ontology annotation, biological process: regulation of DNA-templated transcription.
AUGCCCGGGGUACGUCAGUCGCACGUGAAGGUUAGAACGGGAUGCCAGCAAUGUAAACAGCGGCGGAUCAAAUGCGAUGAAAGAAGGCCAGCACCAUGUGCCAAUUGCGUUCGAUCUAAGAAAGAAUGUACCGGAUACCCGCCGCCGCCCCGGAGCGCGCGCUCGAGCGAAGAAGUUAAGAUCGCGCCGAAGCCUCUGGUGGCCAUGGCCCCGAGCGCACCGCCACCCAACCGCGAACCCGUUCAGCUACCCCCCAGACGCCUCGCAAAAAUGCAACGACGAGCUUCUCCACCCGGGGCUCUCAUUACACCCACUACGCCCCUCGCCGCCACGAGUUUAGUGUAUCAUCCAUCGAUAGAUCUCCCCUUCAGCCACCAGGAGGGGCAGUACUUCCACCUGUUUCGUGAACACACGGCGAACGAGCUCUCGGGCUUUUUCGACUCGGCUUUCUGGACCCGCAGUGUUUUGCAAGAGUGCCAUACCGCGGACGCUAUUCGCCAUGCCGUAGUUGCGCUCGGCGCAUUGUACAAGACGUUGGAAAAGUCAAACGAGUCACCCACAAAUUCACCACAUCCAGACAGUGAUCCAGGGGACUCGGCUAUGCGUCAUUGGGAGAUGGCCGUCAAGCAGUACUCCCACGCCUGCAAUGCGCUGACGAACGCUGGCGCGACCGCAUCUACUUCGAAUCGGACUCGGCUCAUGUCAAGUGUCUUGCUCGCGUGCUUCGACUCCUUUGUAGGCGACCACAAACAAGCCAUCCGUCAGAUCCAGACCGGGCUAGCGCUGUUGGAGAAGCUGCGUGCUGAAAAGAGGCAGGCCUUUCUUUCUUCGUCGGACGAGCCGGUGGAGGAAGAGCUCACGCAAAUGUUCACCCGCCUAGCAAUACAGGCCAAGUCCUACGAUAUGGCUUUCCACUUCCCCCAGCCCUGGGUUGUGCAGUUGACCACGAACCAGCCCCCUCUGGAUCCCUCAUCGCCCACAUCCGAAGCUGGGUCCCCGAUAGGAAUCAGCCAAGACUCCAUUCCCGAACGUUUCACGUCGGUCAUGGAGGCUCGUUUGGCCUGGGACAAGCUCUGCGAGCGCAUCUUCCGUUUCACCGAAAUCAUGUUCAAUUACGCCAAGUCUAAUAUCAUGGGCGUACUGCCCACAUCGCUGAAACACUACGGCGUCUCUUUUAAGAAAGAUAUCGAGGCAUGGUCCGACGCGUUUGAGCACAUUCUGGCGUCGAGGACAGCACCAGGCGUCAGUAGCCAGGAGAAGGCCGCCAUUGCCGUCCUCAAGAUGUUCCAGACCAUGGGCAAGAUCCUUUUCCUCAUGACCUUCAGCGACAGCGAGAUGCAUUUCGAUGGGUUUGCUCACCUCUUCAAAGGGAUAGUUGACCUUGCCCUCGAGGUGGUCGGUGAUGAAGAGCGGAGGGCCGCAGCUAAGCGCUGCCCGGACCCGGCUCUGUGUCGCCAUCGCAACCACUGCCGGACCGACAUCUUUGGCGGCCACGAGUACGCCGCGCACCACAUCAAGCCCAGCUUCAGCGCCGACCUGGGCAUUGUCCCGCCACUAUACGUGGUCGCCACCAAGUGCCGCGAGCCGCACAUCCGCCGGCAGGCCAUCCAGCUGCUGCGGAGCAGCGCCCGUCGAGAGGGUAUGUGGGAUAGUGAGCUCACUGCACGGAUCGGCACUUGGAUUGCCGAGAUCGAGGAGGAAGACGUCAACCUGUUUGAGGGUGGCUAUGGCAACACCAUUCCAACACCAGACGCUAGUCCCGUCCAGACACAUUCUCGGCCACCAACCGUUGCCGAUACCCCUCAGUCCAUAGCCCAUUCAGACUUGGAACAAGGGAACUGGGAGAAUGGCGCUUCGCCCGCCGCUAGCUCCACGCGCACGUCCUUUUCCUCCCACUCCGGCCAGCCGCAAAAACUGAUACCCAUCCCCGAAGAGAAGCGUGUUAUGGUCAGGGCAGUUGAGUUCGACCUUCGAACGCGCAGCGCCGUCAUUCAGCUGGGAUCGCGGAACAUCAAAACAGGCACGCCAGAUCUGAAAACGAAAGUUACUCGGAUCAAUUGGUAG